AUGUACAAGCUCGUCCUCGUCGUCGCCCUUGUCGGAUGCGCCCUGGCCGCGCCACUGAACGAUGAUGUCAUCACCAAGUUCCUGGCCAACCAGGAUACGGACGGCACCUACGCCUACGACAUCGAGCAGGCUAGCGGUAUCCAGAUCAAGGAGCAGGGUCUUGCCGGCCACAGUGCUCAGGGAUCCUUCGCCUACACCUCCCCCGAGGGCGUUCCCGUCCAGGUGGUGUACACCGCCGACGAGUUCGGCUUCCACCCACAGUCCAACUUGCUGCCCACUCCCCCACCAAUCCCAGAGGAGAUCCUGCAGUCCAUCCGUUACAUCCAGGAGCACCCCACUCCCGAGGAACUGGCCGAUCGCGAAGUUCGCGCCAGGCAGAUCUAGAUCUGGAUUGAGAAUAGUAAUCUUAAGCUUGCCAAAGUAGUCUACACACGAUGUGUUCAU
Molecule: messenger RNA, 444 nt
Organism: Drosophila santomea
Lineage: Eukaryota; Metazoa; Arthropoda; Insecta; Diptera; Drosophilidae
Product: pupal cuticle protein Edg-78E-like
Exons: 2
Coding region: 1-384 (127 amino acids)
Cellular component (GO): chitin-based extracellular matrix
Molecular function (GO): structural constituent of chitin-based larval cuticle
Source: RefSeq, a predicted model, not a curated record